Strongylocentrotus purpuratus (purple sea urchin) is the source of this 2552-nucleotide messenger RNA. It is a transcript of the gene dnajc11, whose product is annotated as dnaJ homolog subfamily C member 11. The transcript is spliced from 15 exons. Lineage: Eukaryota; Metazoa; Echinodermata; Echinoidea; Camarodonta; Strongylocentrotidae. The record is from RefSeq and is a predicted model, not a curated record. Gene Ontology annotation, biological process: cristae formation. Bases 25 to 1698 code for a protein of 557 amino acids.
AUCUAGAGAAAAAAAGAAUUCAAAAUGGCAGCGCCCACUGAAGAUUUAGAGCAAUCAUCGUCUGAUGAUUAUUAUGCGAUUCUCAACGUCAGGAGAGAGGCUGACCAAGAUGAGCUAAAGUCUGCUUAUAGACGUAUGUGUAUGCUGUAUCAUCCCGAUAAACAUGGGCUGGAUGAAGACAAGCAAGCAGCAGAGGACAUCUUUAAUAAUAUUCAACAGGCUUAUACAGUUCUGAACGACCCUACCAAGAGGGCCGUCUAUGAUGUGUAUGGUAAGAAGGGACUGGAUGCAGACUGGGACCUGGUCCCGAGAACCAGGACCCCUCAAGAGAUCCGAGAUGAGUUUGAGAGGCUUGAAAGACAGAGAGAAGAGAGGAGGCUACAGCAGAGCACUAAUCCAAGAGGAAUGAUCUUGGUUGGAAUUGAUGCUACUGAUGUCUUUGAUCGUUAUGAAGGAUAUGAAGAUGACCACAGUGGUGUACCUGUCAUAGAGAUCAAGAGUAUGUCCAUUAACCAGUCUCUGGACGCUCCAUUGAAUACCUCGGACACGGCUAGCUUCUCUGGUAACCUUGUCACUCAGAACGGCAACGGUCAGGGCAGUAUCUCCAUGUCUAUGAGAAGAGUUACAUCACCACAGUCAUGGGGAGAGUUGCAGGUAUCCGGUGGUUCAGGUCCGUCCUUUGCUUUGAAAUACUUCAAGCAUAUAUCAAAGAGAAGCUUUGUAACCUGCUCAGGUUUAUUCCAAGUCACUCCUAGAGGAUCUGUGGCUCCAGGGCUUGUGUUGGUUGGUGCUCGUCAGUUAGAUCGUCACACCAUGGGCUAUCUCACAUGGAAGGCAGGUCUUCAAUCCUCAAUGAAUUCAAUGGUAGUAAGAGACACCAAAGAUAGCAACAUCUCUUGUCAACUUCAGCUUGGUAUUCCUAACACCUUUGCCAGUGCCUCGUACAGUAAGAAGUUUCCUGAUCAUGAAGGCAGAAUGACUGCUUCUAUCAAAGCUGGAGCAUUUGGUGUUGUGGUAGAGUACGGAGGAGAGAAGAAGGUUUCUAAACACAACCGUCUAGGAGCUAAGAUGAGUAUAGGUUACCCCACCGGCGUCUUUCUUCGCUUACGAGCAAGCAGAGCAAACCAGACCAUCGUCUUCCCAAUCCAUCUAUCUCAAGACAUCAGCCCUCAAGCAAUAUUCUACGGCACGGUGGCACCCCUAGCUAUCUACUGGAUCAUUAAGGUCCUGGUGGUCAACCCGUAUCUACAGAAACAGAAGGAAAAUGAUAUAGAUGAUGAGAGGGCCAGGAAUAAGGAGAUAAUUGAACUGAAGAAGAGAGAAGCACAAGCUGCUGUGAGGCUGAUGGAAGAGAUGGUAAGACGGAUCAUCGAGUUUGAGACGAACCGUCAAGGUAUGAUCAUCGUAGAAGCCUGGUACGGCAAGCUGAUCACCACAAAUAACUCUGCCGAUGAUCAGCAGGCGAAUGGUUUCGUGAUCGAUGUCAAGGUACCUCUACAAUGCCAGGUCAAGGAUUCAAAACUCAUCCUGACAGAUGCUGCCAAGGCCAGUCUUCCAGGUUUCUAUGACCCAUGCCCAGGAGAGGAGAAGCAGCUCAAGGUCCGCUAUGAAUUCCGUCAAACCCUCCAUGAAUGCACCAUCGGUGAUACAGAACAGCUUAGGAUACCAAGGCAAUCACACAAAGUGGAACCAAGCUGAGAACACAUGUUUAUGAACUGAAUUGAUACCAUGGAAAGAGGCAUUUUACAUUUAUACAAAUCCUUCAUGGGCUUUAAUUCAACUUCAUCCUUUUCAUGUGUGCAACCUUCUGUCUACAAUGUACCCUGCCACGAUGUGAAACUUUCCCAAAUUGGAAAGGACGGCCAUUUUCUUGACAAGAAACUAAUUUAGUGCUGUGUCAGUUGUGAUUCAGUCAUUUUGCAUGAAACUUCUGCACAUCUGACCUGCUCAAAAAUUCAACAAACAUUUCAUGAAUUUGACAUUUCUUGUUGUACAGUACUUGCUGCAUCAUACAUGAACAAUAUUACAUCCAUAGGCAGAUUGUCAAGAAAUUUAGUUUUGAUUGAUAGACUUUAAAAAAGAGAGCAACACGGCUAUCUCCGCCAAAUUUCAACAUCUGGACGUUGCUUUGUUAAUUAUUGUUUUGUUGAUGUAAAAUCUAUCAACUUCUAAAUGAUAAAUCCCCUUUUUAGUGGAAGUUUCUUAUCCUGCUGUAAUCUGUUUAAAGACAGUAUUUUAUCAAACUGUUUUAUUUUUUAGAGGAAGCAGGUUAGGGCAUAAUUAAUGGACAUUUCAGUGUGACAUAGAUGUAAGAAUUAUUUUAUUGCUUUUAUGACAGAAAGGAAUACAAUUGCCGAUUGUGCUUCAACAUUUUUCUUUUUUAUGUACGUUUUUACUUUCCUUGUAAUGUUUGACUACCAUAUGUGCAUGGACAAAAGAAAGCUAUUCUUCCCCAUAUGCUGUUAACCACAUCCAAGAUUUUAGUAUAUCAUUAUCAGGGCCCCAUUUCACAAAACUUGUCAUCAGUGACAAAUGAUAGUUUUUGUCAUAAG